Messenger RNA from Alligator mississippiensis (American alligator), 8102 nucleotides. It is a transcript of the gene RAB11FIP1, whose product is annotated as RAB11 family interacting protein 1. Gene Ontology annotation, molecular function: small GTPase binding. The transcript is spliced from 6 exons. Gene Ontology annotation, biological process: regulated exocytosis. Gene Ontology annotation, cellular component: intracellular membrane-bounded organelle. Lineage: Eukaryota; Metazoa; Chordata; Crocodylia; Alligatoridae. The coding region runs from base 993 to 4832 and encodes 1279 amino acids. The record is from RefSeq and is a predicted model, not a curated record.
GUGUUUUUAAGUAGAAUAUCACUAUUGCUUUAGAUUUUUAUCCAGAAUUGUGUGGAAUGUUUUAUUCCCUCCUUACCCCCUUCCUCUCUCCCCCAAUAAUUUUGUUAACUUGGAUUUUAAAACCUAGUUGCUGACUCAAGCAGAAGUGGCAUGCAGGCUCCUUGAGCAAAUCGGAAGGGGGCAAAGCCUUGUAACAUUUGAGUUGCUGUCUGUGAACAAGCCAUCUGUGCUUGCUGUCAGACUCUGUGGUUUGUCAAGGAGAGAAAUCAAGAAGCUCUAGGACCACUAUAGAACUGCUUGGCCUCCUUCCUGGGAGAGGUGGCUCUUGGUUCUGGACAGAAGGCUGUCUUUGUUCAGUCAGGGUGAGGUGUAUAUUGGGAGGCCACAGUUUCACACCACAAACUGUAAGUGGUGUGAACAAGUUUUAAGACAAACCAAGGUUUUCAAAAGCCUUAGAAGGCUGUUAGAGAUUUUAAAUAUCUAUUUGGCUUAUUUACAUGGAUGCACAAUGCAAUAGUAUACUUGAUAACUGCUGUAUUGGUAACUUGAUCAGCUGUCGAGAGUUUCAAAUUGCAGGUUGCAUGUGAUGAAGUACUUCAAGAAGAUAAGGGAAGAGAGGAGUGUAGUCUGAGGAAUGUUGCCUCAAUUCCAGUUCUGCUUGUGUCUCUUUGAACCUGAGGGGAAAGCGGACAUACUCUUCUUCUUUCCACCCUCAGAUGAAGGCAGAAAAUUCAUUUCUUCAGUCACCUUAAAGUACUGGUUCUGCAUGUCCUGCAUUAUUCAGUGAAACAGGAGCCACCCUUCUCUUUAACUGCCUAGUCAAGUAAUGUGACUGCCAUUGAACUGCCUAAAUCGCCUAUAAUGCGCUUGCAAACAUUGUGUUAAAUAACCUUUAUAGGGAAUAUAACUUGCGUUGGAGGUGGUAUAAACUUCAUUCCAAACCAGGGAAGAAGGAAAAAGAGAGAGGGGAGAUUGAGGUGGAUAUCCAGUUCAUGAGAAGCAAUUUGACAGCCAGCAUGUUUGAUUUGUCUAUGAAGGAUAAGUCUCGGUCUACAUUCGGCAAGUUGAAAGACAAGUUGAAGGGAAAGCGGAGCAGCGGACUGUCAGACACAGUAUCUGCCAUUGUUCCUAGCAUAACACACUCAAUAGCUGACAGUGAGGAUGAGUCAGCUGAGAAAGAGAAAGAGAAGAAAAAAUUUAAGAUCAAAACCCUGUUUUCCAAGCCUGGCUUACAGAAGAGCUCCCUCUCCCAGUCCAUGUCUGCUCUACCUGCAGUCCAGCCAGUCACAGAGAAAGUGAAGCUUAGACCAGGUGACUUUAAGUCCAGUUGGUAUGACAACGACGAUGAUGAGGAGGACGAGAAAACACUUACCCCAGUCUCAGAAAAGAACUUUGAUGGCAAAGCUGAAGAUACAACACUUCAUCCUCCUGCCAUUACGGCUUAUAAGAAAACGGCAAGUGUGGAUAAGCAGCUAAACCAAGCAGCUUCCAGCAGCACCAAGAAAGAAGGACUAUCUUUAUUUGGUGGCCUUAAGUCCAAAAACGAUCCCGUCUCCCGCUCAAAUGUGUGUAUCAAUGGCAGUCACGUUUACAUGGAGGAAUGUGAAGCCAUGCCAAAAGACAGCACUCCAUCCUCAUCCCCUUCCCCUCAGACCUUCAGGAAGAAACAUCUGUAUGCGUCUGAAGAGAACUUGUCUUCCAAAUCUGUUAAGGGGCCUGAGGAAUUGGAAAAAACUAACAGAGCUUUAUCUGGGUCUUCAUCUUUGGAAACCUUUAAAUCUUUGACAUUACCAUCCUACAAAUUGCUUAGUGGUGGAGACUCUAUAGAAAGCAGUGUUUCUUCAAGUGCUGACAGCACAAAAGAGACCAAGAAACCUGCCUUGUUGUCUCUGGUUACAGGAAAAAAGGAAUUGGGGAAAAACACUGAUGUAGAAAAACUUACAGAUGUAACUGUGAAGGAGAAAGAUGUCAAAGGUCCUGAAAACCAGAAGAACGAGAGCGAGGCCAAGCCUGUAGAAGUCCCGACAGCCCUGCCCAGAGAGAGCCCUUCAGAAAGCAGCAGCACAGCAUACAUUCCCAGAAACAAGCAGUCGCUCAACCCUUUUGGUGAAGAACAGAAACCUGAAAAGCCUGUAGCCUCUGCGAGGACAAACCAAACCAAAGUGGUUAAGCCCAGACUGGGCGUGUCUUCAGAGGAUGAAACCGAAGCCACGCUUGCUACUUCUGCACCCGAUUGCCUUCCUGCUUUCACUGCUGCACAUCAUGCCAGUAGUACCAAUAAUCCUUUCGCUUCCAAAAUGGGACAGAAUUUCAGUGUACAAACCUCUGAAAGCAUUAGUAGCCCUCUUGUAUCCCUUUCUGCUCUGCAGUCUAGUGGCAAAAACCCUUUCACUCCUAACUGGGGCCAGGAGUCCAAAGCACAGGACUCCCCAAGUUCUGCUAAUUCUUCUCAUCCUUUUUCAGCUUCUGUUCCCAAGUCAGUUCUCUCUGCACGUCUUACUAAAAAUGACAGUAACCCUUUCACUUUCAAAGGGGGACAGGACUCCCAAAAAGACGACUUUGGAAGGUCUUGCAGUCCUCCCUUGUAUUUCUCUCAUCCUGCUCCUGCUGUUUUGGUGCAUGGUUCUUCCUCUCUCCCGUCUGUUUAUCAUGCUAACGACAAUAACCCUUUUACCUCUGAAGCAGGACAGGAAUUGGAAGCAGUUACUUCUCUUGCUUCUCCCUUCCCCCCUUGUGCAGCCUCUAGCAUUCGCUCUUCUACAGUGGAGCAUCCUGCUAGCUCAGAGUGCUCUUCUGUUUCUUCAGACAAGCCACAGAACGAGUCUGUAGCUGGUAAUGCAAAUACCGUGCCAAAAUCUUUAGGGUUGCCGUCAGACAGUUCUGUAUCUCAGUAUGAAAGAGUGGAGGCAACUCCAAGGAAACAAGGUGGUGGUAAAGGGGUGCAAAUAGAAUCAGCCUUCAAAAAAAAUAACAAAGGAAAGAAAAAAUCCUUGACCUUCAGCUUAGAUCUGGAAGAUACUUGUAUAGGGAACAGUGAUGAGGAUUCAGACAGAGAGUGCCCUGAUCAAUGUGAAGAAGUGACUGCUACAGGUGAAAUAGUAACAGCCGAGAGGGCAGGAUUUGCCUCUGCGCGUAAUACUGUGCAUGUCCUUUCACCUGAACCCUGUGAUGAGCAGGUGAAUUCUCAUCAAAACAGUAAAAGGGCUGUUUGUGGUGACAUGGAAACUGGCAAUGCAAGUGCUGAAACCUGUAUGGGAGAGAGCAAAGAAUUUACUUCUCUCCCCAAAUCAAACUCUAACCUUUCAUCUGGGAAUGCUGUAGUACAGGCAUCCUCUGCUACGAGUAAAAUAAAUGAGGAGCUAGAGACAAUUAGCGAAGAGAAAAGGAUCCGGUCGCUCGGCAUGGGAGAACAGAAGCCCAUAUUCAAAUCUGUGGCAUCCCCUGUUGCUGAAGGAGACUUGUCAGAUCAAGUAGAGCCACCUAAACCAACCCCAAGGGUUCGCACAUUGCUCUCGAUGGAAGCUGGCAAGGCAGGGGAUGUCUCUGAGCUCAGUCCUCUCUUUGUCACGCCAAAGCCAGCGCCGAGGAAUGCUGCAAGAAAACCUAAGUGUGCCUCUGAUUCUCAGCCUAGCAUAGCAAAAGAGAAAGAGAUGCUGUCUUCUGAGAGGACAAAGAUGGCAUCUGGAGAUGUAUUGUGUAGGGAGAGGCCCUCAGAUCCCUCUGAGAACCUGCUAAGUGAGAGUUCAUUAAAAACUGCUGCAACUUCAGCUGUGUUUUCUCUUGAAGGAGUGGCUAGCAAUGAUGAAUGCCUAAAAUGCAGCCCUGACCAGCACGAUAUGUCACUGUUGGACCUUAAGUCUGCUGUUCCUGUUCUUGGAGAUGGCAGUGCGAAACCUCUUGGUCUUCCAGUUAUUCCAGAAGUGGGCUCGGACGAUGAGCAGCUGGACGACAACCAAAAGGGCAGUGAUGUGUCUGCACCUGGCAACAGUCUUCCAAAGACUGAAAGUGAUCCAUUGCAAUUCACAGAGGAAAUAAAGCAGAGUUCAAGUACAAACUCUUUUGCUGAGAAAAUACCUAGAGUGCUUCACAAGACAGAAGAGAACCCUGAGGAUACUGGUGAAUCUGUGGAAUCAUCCAGACUAACUUCAGUCGACAUCUUUUGUGCAAAUAGCAAGGCAGGUUUAGAUGCAGAGGUUUCUUAUUCCAAAAAGUGUGGCUGUGACUUUGAGGAAGGUGGUAGUAUUAACACUGAGGAAGGAGCAGGUGGUAAUGUUUUGAAGCCCCCCGUUUCUCCUCACUCUUUAUCCAAUUCUUCCCAGCCUUUGUCUUAUUCUCAAUCUCUCCAAUCUGGCACUUGCAACAGUAAUAAAGCAGAAACUCCAAGGAAGCCAACAGCAGAGGGCUUCGAUGAUAAAGCAGAAAGUGCUGGCAAGAAGAAGCUGCUUCAGGCAUGGGUUUCACCCUCUGAAACACAUCCCAAUCAAACACAGCGGAGCGGUGGAGCUGUGUUUACUAAGCACAGACCUCAUCCUGUCAAGCCAAUGAACACCACGCCUAAAAGCUUCAGCAUCACCAGUAGUGUGACUGAAAAACGCACCGAGAUCAACCCAAAGAAAUAUGAUCCUUCAGACCCUGCUUAUGCCUAUGCUCAACUGACGCACGACGAGCUGAUCCAGCUGGUCUUGAAACAGAAGAAUGUGAUUACCAAGAGAGAUCUCCAGGUGCGGGAAUUGGAGGACUACAUUGACAACCUGCUUGUCAGGGUCAUGGAAGAAACCCCCAACAUUCUUCGGGUUUCGUCUCAAAUAAACAAAAAGGCUGGGAGGAUGUGAGGUCUCAGUCAGCGAGCCUGAAUAAAGGCUUGUGUUCACUAAACUCCAUAUGUAAAUAACAUGAGGUAGCAGCAACUCUAUGGGCUACCUACAAAAUUACUUUCUUUCCUGUGUCUGCCAAAAGCAGAUAUUAUGUACCUGGGAACUGGUUCGUAAUUACAAACAGGUCUUCAAUGUGUGAUCCAAAACUGAUAAUCAGGCAACCUGUGCUUUUUGACAUGCUGUCAAUAUUAGACCACUGCCUGCAUGGCAUUUUUAAGAAAACUAGUCCAAGACCAGAGGUGUAAACCUUCAUGUGAAGGAUUUUUAGGGGAACUUUUUUUUUUUCUUCUUGACACUGGUUCCAGCCUAUUGCGGUUUUUAAGGGGUGGUGUGUAAACUAGCUGCUUCUCAGCAGCUUUUGGUUGGACAAUGGUUUUUAUUUUAGGCCUUAAGUUGUAGUGCAAUAUAAACCACCAUGUACACUAAUGCUUCAAGGAUCUUAUUUUGUUCAAAGAGCUACGUUUGAAGGUGUUCUUUCCAGACAGUAGCUGGGUAUACUAUAUGGUACUGUUUCUAAAAAUAUCAUUGCCCCCCCCCCCCCCCAAAACAAAAGCAAAAAACAAAACCUGUAAAAUGGGAAGUUGUUUAAAUCUGCUUGAAGAUGGAGUUUUACUACCUGGUUGUUGGCAUCUGUUUUCGUAAGGGGGGGAUGUAGUUACAUUAAGCAGUGUCUAAGCAUACAGGCUCUUUUGAUUUCCUUUAGCAAAGCAACCAUGACAUAAUAGCCUGGUUAACUGCUAAAUCUCUAUAGAAGGCAUGAAUUUUAGAUGUUUAUGAAAAGUUCUGAUACAUGUCACAUCUCUCCUUGAAGUUUCUUGUUCUUACCUAGAACAGACCAACUGCACCAUCACAAUCUGCUCCUUACAUACAGGUUCGUACCUGUGUGCUUCUUAGUGCUCAAUUGGCUAAUCUUUGUUGUUUUAAAGCCUGGUUGUGGGGAUUUUUGUGCUACUUGAAUUAACAUAUUUUAAAUAUUUUGGAGUUUGAGAACUUAGUUUGGAACAAUUUUCAAUUAGUAAACAAUUUUCAUUUGGUUUAUAUAUGGUUAACUAAGCUGCAGUCAAAAGGGUGCAUGUUCUAAUUGUUUUCCCCAAAAUUAAUCCCUUUGUGUGUCAGGAUCUCAGAAAAGGGGUGUUGUAAUAGUAUAUAUUUUUUAAAAAACAAACAAGCCAAAGGAAAAGCAUUCACUGCUGUUUUGCAGGACAAUCGGUUAACUCUUUGAUUCUUUUGCCUUUUUGUUGGCUGCCACUUUGCUGCUUGCACAGAGAGGUAAAUGUGCCCUCUUGCCUAUUAGCUGGUGCCUUUUUUUCCCCACUGCCAGCUUGUCGGGCUUAUUUAAAUAAAACUUCUUGAGCAGACUGGUAAGCUGUCAGUAAAAAUCAGCAUUUGCUUGGAAGAGAGGCAGUGAGAUUUGGUUUUAAUGCUGCCACCCUGUUCUCUGUGGUAAUGGACUUCUGCUAAGCUAUUAAAAAAAUUAGUUAUAAAUAUGUGAUCAUAACUGAAAUUAGGCAGCUUGGAGAGUGAGGUGAGGAUUGGCGAUGCAUAGUACUUUGGAUAGUAAAUCUUAAACAGAAAGGGUAAUGGAAAGGGAAAGAGAGCCAGUGUCAAAGCUAUUGGAAGGUGAAAGGGUCCAUUUAAGUCUCUUCUCAAGCAUCUGAGGACUAAUUUUACCUAAAGAUCAGGAGGAACAGUUUUUAUCAUUCCUCACGUUGGAGCACUUUAAUUAGGAGCAAGACUAACUUAAUUUUCUGUUGCUUUGUAAUGGUGUCUGCUUUUUAUAUUUGUAUGAAACACUGGAAACCACCAUGAACUUCUCUGUCUACUUUUUAUAGUGAAGAAUAGUUGCAUAUAUUUGCACAGACCUAUACACUGACUAGAAGAGUAUAUAGAAAGUAUACAUGCUUUUUGCUUGCUCUUGCUUAAUGUUUUUGAUGGACCCAUGAUUUCCAGGGUGUAGUGCAGAGUAAACUCUGCCUGUCGUACCUGCGCCUUCUCUUGAAGGACAGCAGUGAGAGAACAUUUAAUAUGUGAAGUGAAGUUUUAAAGAAGGUCAUGUUCCAGUCUAUAAUACUGGGUAUGAAAUAGCAGCUUGUUUUGGAGCAGAUGGCCUAAGUUAAGGGGUAAGCUUUACUGUUUUGGACAUGCCUUUAAUUGAAUCUGGAGCAUUAGGUUUUUUAAACAGGAUCUUUGUUAGCAGCCUUUUAAAGUCUAGAUGGUACUAGAUAGCUUCCAUUGAAAACUGGCUAAUGCUGGGUUUUGUGCCUUGAAAUAAUGAGGAAGAUGGCACACUCUUUUUAAAAUUGCCUCUUUGUGCCUUAGUCCCUCUGCAGAGGGGAAUUUUUUCCAUACCUCAUAAAAAAUAGAUGUAUCCUUGGGACUUGAAGCUGGAGCUUUAUAACAGGUAUUUUUUUCAGUGCCUUGGACAAGUCGAGGAACCACCUGUAACUUUGAAAUGGGUGUUGUGUAUAAUAAUACAUGUUUGAUGUUGGUGUUCAGAAUGGGUUUAAGUGAAACUAACAGAAGUGACUGUUAGUCUCGUUUAAGAGAUCUGGUAUGUGGGUACUAUUCCUCCUGGAGCAGCUGGAGCCCUUGUAUAAUGCUGCAUCUGCUGCUUUAGAGAGAAUUAUUUGAGGACAUUAAUAGUUGUCCAGAAGUUGUGUUCUGCCCCCUGUCCCCUCCUCCCCCCCAGUCUGGGAAGAUUUUAAACCCUGAAGUUAUUUCACAGUCCGGUACUUGGUUUAUGUUAAUCCAUUUGAGGCGAGAAUAUUGUGCUGAAGGUGGGAUCACUGAAUUUUGAGAGGAAUUAAGUGUGUGCUAUGAAGUGUGUGCACUGAAGCUUGGUUUCCUUUGAUGUUGUAGUACAUCUCAUUGAGGUUUCAGGGUCCUCUGGGAACGGUUGUCCUUUAAAAGCCACACUUGUGCUUUCUUAGCUGUGUAGCUGUUGCACAAUUCUCACGUACCUCAAAUCUGUCAGUGGCAAUAGCUUUUUGAAGUGUCCAGGCAAAAGGGGAUUGGUACUUCUAUGUUAAGCAGGGUGCAUUUCAAGGCAAAGUGAGUGUACAGAGCCUUGAUAGAUGAGCUUCACUGAAGGUCAAUUACUGAAGGAUCUGAAUGUAUUUUUUUUAUGUUUUUUAAGGUUUUGCUCUGUUAGUGUGUGUACCUAUUAUAGAGGUCUUCUUUAAUUGACAUUUUUCAUGGAACACUAAAAUAAAAGCGUUUUAAAUUCCA